GUUCGCCAAUGAGGCGGAGGACAAGGGCGUGCAGACCGCUGAGGACUCCCGGUUCUUCGGCCUCUCCGCGGGCUUCGACUCCUUCAGCAACGAGGGCAAGGAGCUGAUCAUCCAGUACCAGGCGAAGUACGAGAAGGACAUCGAGUGCGGUGGCGGCUACGUCAAGGUCGGGCCAAAGCUCAGCGAUCCCAAGACCUUCGGCGACCCCACGCCGUACAACAUCAUGUUCGGCCCGGACAAGUGCGGCUACACCAAGCGCACGCACCUGAUCUUCAGCUACAAGGGCAAGAACGUGCUGAAGAAGUCGGACCUG
Molecule: messenger RNA, 313 nt
Organism: Symbiodinium necroappetens
Lineage: Eukaryota; Dinophyceae; Suessiales; Symbiodiniaceae
Source: the annotation of a GenBank genome assembly